UAACGUGAUCGAUUGGCGUUUUAUUUUUAUUGAAGAUUGUUUUAUAAUAUUUGUUAUUGGAGAGUACGAGGGAGAUAAGAAAAGACAACGUCAAGCAUUAUUUGGUUUCGCUUUCGUUGCACAAACACUUGAUGCGGUUAAAGUUGCGGGUAAAAGUUAAUCAAAUUUAAUUCUGAUAAGAGUGAAAUGGAGAAAGCUGUCAACAAAGUUUGUCAAAUCGAAUCAGUUUUAUUUUUUGAUCGUCGUUGCAGGGAUCAAUAAAAUGCUAGUCAAAGACACGUUCUUGGUCUUUACAAUAUGCGCAUUUUCCACGCUGCAAGCCGCGCCUGUGCAUCCCACGUUAGAAUGCACGUCUGGCCUUCGUGUCCAUCUCACAGUCAGCUCCAUCGCCAACAGAUCGACCUUAAACCAACUCGAGCUCAACUGGAUGGGAGCAAGCCCUGCUAGUGGAGACUGGAUCGGUAUCUUUAAUUCUGACCCGACUGUGUCUGGCACGGCCAAUCCUCUGGAGAGGCUUGAUUUGAGCCCGACCGAUGCUGGCAAAGGCUUUUAUGUGACCAACACUAAGGUGGACAGUUACGUGAAUUCUGGCUCUGAAUUUGGAUUCGUUUCAAAAUGCCUAGCCUACCACAUUGGAUACGUGUCAAGCGGCGGCCAGGUCUUGGCGAGCAGUUGCCUCCGCCUUGAGCCAACCUGGAUGGCCGAUAUGGUUGGCCUAGGAGACCAAAUCAUAAAGGACAUUUUCAUUCCCGGCACACACGACUCAGGCGCUUACAGCAAAUACGAUCCCGUUCUGGGCGAAUCGAUUGUCUUGAAAUAUGCGUUGACCCAGGAUGAAGACCUGCUCGCGCAACUCAUCAGGGGAGUGAGAUAUCUCGAUAUCAGGCCUGCCUACUAUGGAAAGUUUUCGGACAGAUUUUCUCAGUCAGUUUUAUGCCAUUUUCCUCGCUGCAGACCUCAAAGGGCUGAAAACCAAACAGGAUUUUGGAUAAACCACGGCAUUGUCCAAGUCCACCGCCUGGAAGUUGUUGUAGCCCAAGUUCGGCAGUUCUUGGCAAACACCGAAAAAGAAAUAGUCAUUUUCGACGUCAGGGAAUUCCCCUACGGUUUCAACAGCGAUGCUAUUCACGAAAAGCUGAUUGCAUAUCUGCAGCAGGAGUUCUCGCAGUAUAUCAUCCCUCGCGGGCCAGAAGGAUGGAGCUCGAGAAUAAGCGAUUUGAGGGCUUCCGGUGGCGGAAAGCUCAUUAUUUCUUAUGAUAAUUCCAAUAUGUACAACAAGUACGAUUGGCUUUGGAAUCGAGUUGAGCACAAAUGGGGCAACGUCAGAACACUUGUAGACCUUUACAGUUAUUUGAGUGAGAUUUCAACACCUACAAAUAACGCGUGGUCUGCGAUGACAGAAUUGACGCCAGGAACAUGGGAUGUUAUCACUGAUAAAUUCGGCGGAUUAAGAAAAAUGGCAGAUUCAGUCAACAGGAACGUAACGUCGUGGUACCAGGGCUCGUGGGGCCGAACUGCGAACGUGGUCGCGGUUGAUUUCUACCGUGGGUCGGAUAUUGUAAGGACUGCAAUCGAGUGGAACAAGCAGAAGAUCAGCUCUGGCAAUAUUAAAUGCGCAAACAAGUGAGAGAGAAGCCAGCACCGCCUGAGAAGACUGUUUCAAUUUUUCCAGUUCAAAUUCUUUUAAAACCAGGGUCACACUGAACCAGCACCGAUUAGUUUAAUCUUAAACAGUUAAUUUUUUCUGCCUCCGUACACACCUCCUGCUGGCCGUUGCUGUCCAUGCAGAAGCUGCAUGAGAUGGGCUUGUGCGGCGUCUCGGCGCUCGACAUGCUUUCGAGCCCCGUGGCGCUGUUCCCGUUGUACAUGCCGCCAGUGUCCAAAUCGUUGCUGUUCAAGGACGAGGCAUCGCUCUCCGACAAAUUUAAAAUGUAAAAUUCAAUUUCAAUAAAAAAGGUGAUUUUAAUACAAACAAACAGCCUAGUUUUA
Cloeon dipterum is the source of this 1989-nucleotide messenger RNA. Its product is annotated as PI-PLC X domain-containing protein 1-like. Gene Ontology annotation, molecular function: phosphoric diester hydrolase activity. The transcript is spliced from 6 exons. Bases 263 to 1627 code for a protein of 454 amino acids. Gene Ontology annotation, biological process: lipid metabolic process. The record is from RefSeq and is a predicted model, not a curated record. Lineage: Eukaryota; Metazoa; Arthropoda; Insecta; Ephemeroptera; Baetidae.